Molecule: messenger RNA, 1127 nt
Organism: Patiria miniata (bat star)
Lineage: Eukaryota; Metazoa; Echinodermata; Asteroidea; Valvatida; Asterinidae
Product: serine/threonine-protein phosphatase 6 catalytic subunit-like
Exons: 8
Coding region: 35-952 (305 amino acids)
Biological process (GO): peptidyl-serine dephosphorylation; G1/S transition of mitotic cell cycle
Cellular component (GO): cytoplasm
Molecular function (GO): protein serine/threonine phosphatase activity
Source: RefSeq, a predicted model, not a curated record
GCGCCCUCUAGCUACUGCUCAUAAACGGAACAAGAUGGGUCUGUCAGAUGUGGACCGGUGGUUGGAGAUCGCCAAAAAGUGCAAAUAUCUGCCAGAAAACGACUACAAGAAACUUUGCGAAUAUGUAUGUGACCUACUUCUAGAGGAAAGCAACGUACAGCCUGUCUCCACACCCGUCACUGUGUGCGGAGAUAUCCAUGGACAGUUUUAUGACUUGGAAGAACUGUUCAGAUGUGGAGGCCAGAUACCUGACACCAACUACGUGUUCAUGGGUGACUUUGUCGACCGUGGCUACUACAGCUUAGAGACAUUCACCAGGUUACUGACCCUCAAAGCAAAAUGGCCGGAUUGCAUCACACUUCUCCGUGGCAACCAUGAGACAAGACAAACCACCCAGGUCUACGGUUACUACGAUGAAUGUCUAAUCAAGUACGGCAAUGCCAAUGCCUGGAGAUACAGUGCAAUGGUCUUUGAUCUUCUUACAGUGGCUGCUAUAAUUGACGAGCAGGUGCUAUGUGUUCACGGCGGACUAUCCCCAGACAUCAAGACACUGGACCAGAUGAGAAUCAUUGACAGAGGCCAGGAAAUCCCACACAAAGGAGCCUUUUGUGAUAUUGUAUGGUCUGAUCCAGAAGACGUAGGUACAUGGGCCAUUAGUCCACGGGGUGCUGGCUGGCUGUUUGGUGCCCAGGUGGUUGACAAGUUUGAACACAUCAACGGUCUGACCCUGAUCUGCCGAGCCCAUCAACUGGUUCAGGAGGGCUACAAGUACAUGUUUGAUGAUAAGAUAGUGACGGUGUGGUCGGCCCCAAACUACUGCUACCGUAGCGGCAACGUGGCUUCCAUGCUGGAGUUUAGAGACGCCGACACCAAAGUCGGGAAAAUCUUCAACGCUGUUCCCGACUCGGAACGGGUCAUACCAUCACAGGCAACAACACCAUAUUUCCUUUAGAUGCAAAAUACCGUUGCCGAUUUAUUUGUGUGUGAUUUUUUGAUUCCAUUUGCACUUUUUUAUUACUGUGUAAUGUUCUGAAAUCAUUUAGCAAGAGACAUUGACUUAAAUGUUUGUAUUAAGAUCAUAACCAUGCAACUUUAAGUAAACCAGUUGAUUUUGACACCCCCCCCCC